AUGUUCGGACAGGACAUGUUCACGAACGGCGCCGAAAACAAAUUGGCACGCAGGUUGAAAGCCGUAAGCGACACGGGGGUGCAGAAUUUGGCCCGUGUCGAUAAGCACCAGAUUUAUAGGGCCAGGAUGCAUGACACUAUGCACGCAGUCUAUGAAAAAGCGACCAGAAGUUACAACUUGAAGUCCCGAGAAAUAACAUACGCACCUGGACAGGAGAUAUACAAGCGUAACUUCAUCCUGAGUGACUUCGCAAAAGGCCGCAACGCCAAGUUCUGCCACAAGUACGCCAAGUGCAGAGUCGUUAGGGCGGUCGGAUCCAGUAUAUACGAACUUGAGACGCUACAAGGAGUGCCGUUGGGGAUAUUUCACGCCAAGGACCUGAAACAGUAG
Molecule: messenger RNA, 390 nt
Organism: Drosophila montana
Lineage: Eukaryota; Metazoa; Arthropoda; Insecta; Diptera; Drosophilidae
Exons: 1
Coding region: 1-390 (129 amino acids)
Source: RefSeq, a predicted model, not a curated record